Molecule: messenger RNA, 4982 nt
Organism: Xenopus laevis (African clawed frog)
Lineage: Eukaryota; Metazoa; Chordata; Amphibia; Anura; Pipidae
Gene: f9.S
Product: coagulation factor 9 S homeolog
Biological process (GO): blood coagulation; proteolysis
Cellular component (GO): extracellular region
Molecular function (GO): calcium ion binding; hydrolase activity; peptidase activity
Source: RefSeq, marked provisional
GAGAAAGGAAGAUGGUAACCUUUUCAAGCAUUCUCAUUAUUUACCUUCUGACCUCCUUCUGCAGCGCAGAAAAACCAGUGUUCCUGUCUAAUAAAUCUGCAAGCAGCAUUCUGGUGAGACAAAGGAGGUACAACUCAGGCCGUCUGGAAGAGUGGGUGGCUGGCAACCUUGAACGGGAAUGUCUAGAAGAAAAGUGCAACUAUGAGGAAGCAAGAGAAGUUUUUGAAAAUGAUGAUAAAACUAAAGAAUUCUGGAAGCAAUAUAUAGAUGGAGAUCAAUGUUUAUCAAAACCCUGUUUAAACGGAGGUGCUUGCAAAGAUGAUGUUAGUGCUUAUGUGUGCUGGUGUCAGCAAGGAUACAGCGGAAAGAACUGCGAGCUAGCGCUGCCUGUCAUUUGUUCAAUUAUGAAUGGAGGAUGUGACCACCUGUGCAGGAAGGAUCCAGUUAAGAAAGUGAUCUGCUCUUGUGCCAGUGGAUACAAACUAGCAGAAAAUGGCAAGACCUGUGAGGCUGCUGUGCCAUAUCCAUGUGGAGAAGUUAGUGCACCUGAAGCUCUGCCCAAGCAAGAGACCCGCUCAUUACUGGAUUUUAUAGAGCUCAAUGAAACCAGCACUGCUCAUCCUGAUACCACAGAAAAAAUCAAGGAAGUCAUUGUACCUGUAACUGCUGAUCCAAAAGUCAGAAUUGUUGGUGGGACUGACAGUCUGAAGGGUGAAUUCCCUUGGCAGGUUCACUUGGUCAGUAAAAAUAAUCUUGGGUUCUGCGGUGGAUCAAUUAUAAAUGAGAAGUGGAUUGUGACUGCGGCCCAUUGUUUACUCGAGGGUGGUGAAUUCAAAGUAGUAGCAGGUGAACAUAAUACAGAUAUUUCAGAGGGAACUGAACAAUACCGCAAAGUAGCAAAAGCGAUCCUUUAUCCCACAUACAACGCCACAAUGAGCAGAUACAACGACGACAUUGCACUCCUAGAGCUGGAAACGCCACUGGAGCUGAAUGACUAUGUGAGGCCUGUUUGUAUUGGGAGCAUGGAUUUCACGGAGAAAUUGCUAAAAAGUAAUGCUUUUAGUAUGGUGUCUGGGUGGGGAGAUGUUAGGUAUAAUGGGAGGCCAGCUAUUAUUCUCCAGAAGUUGGCUGUGCCCUUCAUUAACCGGGCUGCAUGCAAGAGAUCAAGCCGAUUUUCUGUCUAUGCCAACAUGUUCUGUGCUGGAUAUUCAGAAGGGGGUAAAGAUACAUGUCAGGGGGAUAGUGGUGGACCCCAUGUCACACAAUAUAAAAACCUCUGGUUCCUAACUGGAAUAACCAGCUGGGGAGAAAAGUGCGCAGAAAAAGAGAAAUACGGUGUUUACACCAAGGUUUCCAGAUUCACCGACUGGAUACGAACUACAACAAAGAACGAUUAGUAACGUUUUCUGUUAUUCUUAUUUUUCACUAAGCCAAAUAAAGAUUGCUUGCCCUCAAAUCACAGCGAAUAAAUUCCCACCUGGAAUGUCUGUAAAUGCCAAAAAAUAAACAAAAUGAAUUCUUGAGGCCAACGAAGAGGGUUUAUUAAAUGAAUCAGCCGAAAACCAAUCUCCUGUUUUGUUCAAGUGGAUCAUUCAUUUGAGCCAAGGGGAGGUUUAUCAUGGGUGAAAUGUGUAUAGCAUGUGAAUAUUGAUAAUAUUGACAUAAUACAGCUAUAUUACUCCCAAAACAUUAUGGGGCAAAUUUACUAAAGGACGAAGUGACUAACACUGGUGAAAAUUCGCCAGCGUGGCGUCAUUUCGGAACUUUGGGAGGAAGGAGAUAGACUCUAGUGGUACUUCGCUCACUAACGCCAGGAAAAUUUGCGCUCUGGCAAAAGGACGUAACUACGCAAAUUCACUAAGAUGCGGAUUUUACUGAACGUUACCGCUUGCGCCAGACUUGCCUUCGCCACCUCAGACCAGGCCAAGUAUACACUAGAUAGGAGUUCCAAAAAAAUAGUUGAAAAUUUUUCUAACUCCCAAAAAACACUGGCGUCUUUUCCUUUUUCAGGGUGAUAGGCUGAAAAAGUGUUAAAUUUUUUUGGGGUACCCGGCUUCCCCCCUACAUUUCCUAACAUAUGGCACCUAAACUAUACACUGGGCUCAUAUGUCGGGCAAUAUAACAACUUUAUUUUAUUUUAUUAAGGUUUCCCGGGCUUGUGUAGUUUAAUGUAUUUGCUGCAACAUAUACAGGGUACGUCCAUUCAACUUUAAUUUCCUGCCGUAUGCAAAUUAGCCAACGCUAGCGCAACUUUGCCAGCAUUCGGCGCCCUGGACAAACUUCAGAUUUUAGUGAAUAAGCGUUGUCCUGUUGAAUCUACGCCUGGCGAAGUGUUGCGCUGUGAGCGAAGCCUUCGCUGGUGAAUUUUCGGAGUUUAGUGAAUUUGCCCCUACUUAAUAUUUUUCUUAGUCAAACCCCUGCCUGACCCAAAUCUGAAAUGAAUGUUGUAUAUUGCAAACUGCACUGUGCAGAGAAAGGGAGGGAGAACUUGACAUGUGAUUGCACUUAUUACAAAUACAAUACAUUUGAUGAAAUUAGCAAAGCACAAGGUCUAGAGAAAGUAGGGGUGGGCCAUGAAUAGUGUAGCACCAGGUUCCACACGAUUUCUAUGGAUAUGAUCUUGCCAGCGGUUCCUCUGGUUUCCCCCCAAUAUCCUCAGAUUUUCCUCAUAGCCAAGACAGACAUCAGGGAGACACAGUAAGCUCUGAUAUAGUGGCCCUGGCAGAUGGCAGAGAACCUCCCAAUUGUCCCGUUAUUUGCAGGACAGUCCUGAUUUUGACAGCUCAGCCUGCAGUCUUGAAUUUUUAUUAAAAAGUACAAAGUUUCUCUUUGAUCUCCUUUGAAAGAAAAGUAACACCAAACAAUGAAAGUAAUGAAAAUAUCAUGUAGCGUUGCCCUGCACUGUUCUGAUUUUUAAAGAAUUCUGUUUUACAGUAUAAGGGUUUAUUUAUGACUGCAAGCACAGCGAGCAAAAUGCAAUUUCCUGCACAAUCACCAUCUUUCUUGUCCUAUAAUGCAGGGUUUUCCCUCAGAAUUCCAGUGUCCUUGAGGACAUUGCACCUGACACAAUUGCAGCCGAUGCAUCAAAAUGAAUGCAGUUGAGCUCGCAAUUUGCCAUAAAUUGGACGCAAUUGCACUAAACGUUUUUCAAGUCCAGUUGGCACCAUUUCCAGUGCUCUGUUCAGGAGUGACACAUAGUCCCAGUUGUUUCGAUGCAAGUGCCCUGCGACUAAUCAUCAAUAAGGUGCUGGUAUUUCCUGGUCCCCCUGGGUCAAGAGAUGCAACUGCUUUUAAUUUAAAAUAGAGGCAGGAAGGACUGAGCAAUGCCAUUUGCAACUAAACAGACAAUCACAUAUUAAUGAAAUGUUAGAAGGCUUUCCUGCUGUUGCUAACAAUUCCUUAUGAGAAGUAUAUAGCCUUUUUCAAUAUGAGUUCAAUAAAUAGAGUUUGAGCUCAACAUGUUACUUUGCCAGCUGUUUAGAUAAGAAAUAUUUCUUGCGCCAAACAAGAAAUUGAAACCACUUUCACUUUCUAACUUCCUAUAUGAAAUAAAUGACAUCCUGUUUCUUCUAAGCUUAUACAAGAAUACAGUGCAUAGAUAAUCCCUCUCUAUUAUGAGCUGCUCCUUAUUACAUGGCUGUAGUUUAGUAAAGGGAGGGGUUUGCUUAUGCAGAACUCCUAAUCUCCCUUUGAACAAAUCACCAUAUUUAUAGGGGGAGAGUACAGUUAUGAAUGGAAAAAAACAAGAAAAUAUUUAAUAGCAAUCGAAGCAUAAUCUGUCUGUCCUUUGCUAUUCUCUGCACUGCUGAUUCUGACUACCUAUAAGAUUAAUACAAUGCUCUAGUCAGUGGCGUAACUACCGGGGGUGCAGGGGGUGCAAUUGGGCCAGGGCCCGCACCCCCGCAGGGCCCCCCGGCAGUCACGCACCCACUGCACUGGCUGCAGCGCCGCUCGGAAGAGGGUGGGGGGCGGGACCCGGCUGCAUGGCCCAUACCAGGGCCCGUCCCCACCUAGUUCCGUCUGUGGCUCUAGUGGUAAACACUUCUCCAGCCAAUUCUCACAGUAUUUUAUGAUUAACAGACCUGUAUAGAAGAGAAGGAAAGAGGAAUCACAGAAGUGGGCCAGAUAUUGUGGGAAAAGGAGUCUUGCCUAGGGGAGAGCCAAAUAUUGUAAUAUUUUUUCAGUGUUGUGUGCAUAUCAGAAUCAGGACUUCAGGAGGCAAUAACUAGGGAUGUACCGAAUACACUAUUUUGGAUUCGGCUGAACCCCCAGAUCCUUUGCGAGAGAUUCAGCCGAAUACCGAACCGAAUCCUAAUUUGCAUAUGCCAAUUAGGGGUGGGAAGGGGAAAACAUUUUUUACUUCCUUGUUUUGUGACAAAAAGUCACGUGAUUUCCCUCCCCGCCCCUAAAUUGUGUAUGCAAAUUAGGAUUUGGAUUCAGUUCAGCCGGGCAAAAGGAUUCGUCCGAAUCCUGAUGAAAAAGGCUGAAUCCCGGAUUCGGUGCAUCCCUAGUAAUAACGGCCAGACAAAUACUUUAAAUAGCAAUUACAUUUAAGAACAUUGCUGAACAUUUGUAAUGAACAUGUAUUUUAAAUGGUAACGUUACUCUAAAUUUACAUUUGCUGAUAUUGCAAAAUUGUAUUUAUUUGUUCACAACCUCCUCUUUGUUCCUAUAAACCUCAACUUCCAGCUUUUGUUUGUGCAAAAAGUAAUGUUAAAAAUACUGCAGUUCUAUAAAAUAAGGAGCUAUAUCUGUGCAAGUGCCACGCACUGAAUCCUAACUGGGCAGCAUCCCUGUGUUUCAGCCAUGUACCUCCUACACUUUGGGGCAGAUUUUUAAAACCUCAGGUUAACAUAUUUAAUCACUUUUUUUACUUUAUUAAAUAUUACGUACUGUAUAAAGGUACACCUUCCCUUAUAAUAUGUGUGACUGCUUCGUGCAUUAUGGAUUGCAAUUUCAAUAAACAAUGUGGUAUAACAUCA